Molecule: messenger RNA, 595 nt
Organism: Lycium ferocissimum
Lineage: Eukaryota; Viridiplantae; Streptophyta; Magnoliopsida; Solanales; Solanaceae
Product: PAMP-induced secreted peptide 2-like
Exons: 1
Coding region: 159-437 (92 amino acids)
Biological process (GO): regulation of developmental process; innate immune response
Source: RefSeq, a predicted model, not a curated record
ACCAACUAAACAAACUCAAUUAGCAAGACAAUUUAGUUUCUUUGGAGGCUCCGUUGUGGUUCCUUAUUGUGCUAAUAUCCAUCUCCUAAAACUACGCGUCUUCAGCCGGAGGGGUUUACUGCACAAUAAAAGCCACUUUAGUCUUUGUAAUCACAAUAAUGGCAAGAUUUUUAAAUUUCGUUUUGCUGCUUCUUUUGAUUACUUCGAUUAAUUUUUUGACUUGUGAAGCACGCCCUCUCAAUAUCUUGAAGAUUAACGACUCUGGCUCUGGCAAUGUAGCAACUUUUGAUUGGUUAACUUUGGGUUUUAUUAAGGAUGAGCCUAGUCCUGAUGUUGGCCAUAAGUUUACAAACAGAGUACAAACACUUGGAGGAAUUAAGGAUUCAGGUCCAAGCCCUGGAGCAGGACACAAAGUUGUCACUAGCAAUCAUCAAUAGUGACCUGAACCACUAUAGUGUAAUAUUUGGCUUGCCUUAAAUUUUUAUCAAUAUUGAUUUGCUUCAUUCUUUGCAUAUAUAAUGUUUUAUUCGCUUUAAACUAGGCAGAUGUAGAAUUUGGAGUAUAUGGGAUUCAGAAUUUGAAAUUCAUACAUUUG